Molecule: messenger RNA, 3201 nt
Organism: Mauremys reevesii (Reeves's turtle)
Lineage: Eukaryota; Metazoa; Chordata; Testudines; Geoemydidae
Gene: PRICKLE4
Product: prickle planar cell polarity protein 4
Exons: 8
Coding region: 581-2236 (551 amino acids)
Molecular function (GO): zinc ion binding
Source: RefSeq, a predicted model, not a curated record
UUCACUACAAUCACCUGUGCUGGGUGCUGACACAAAGCAUAAGUUACAGCAGCUUAGAUGCCUUGUCUGACUUGGGCCUCAUGAGUGGACUGAGGCCGGUGAGAUUUCUCUCAGCAGCUCACUUUGUCCAGCUCUGGACUCUUGCCCAGUGGGGUGACUGGCUUGAUGCAGCAUGGAUCAAGGAACGCUUUACAACCCCCACAUGCUGCAAUCUGUGUCAUAUGGCUCAUAAAUUCCUCUGCUCAUUCCCCUGGGCAGCGCUGCUGAUCAGUCAUGGCCCUGCAAACCCACCAGCUCUGCUCUUCCUCAGCCCCGGUCUCCCGGGUUUCUCUCUGCUCAGCGCUAGGACAGGAAAGCCAGCCGCAGAGCGUCGGCUUCUGGGAAGGCAUCCAAGGAACUGCAGGAGUUGAACGAACCAUCACAUUGACAUCUCGGCUUUGUUUUGGAAACCGAAGUGCGGAAGGAAGCCAGCGGUGGAACAGAGACGUGGGGGGGAUGGGACUGGUUUCCACAGUGUAACCAUUAGCCAGGAGAGGUGCCCGGUGUCCGCUGGCUUUCUUUCAGUUCUUGCUUCCUGCCGAUGUCCCUGCUGAGCCCUACAUGGCCCCAGAGAGACAAAGCUCCCUGCAGUGGGACACUUGCUGGCCUCACACCCACCUCCUCUUCGGACAGUGACUCCGGCUGCGCCCUGGAAGAGUACCUGGAACCCGCAGCAGACGCUGCCCCAGCAGAGGUAUCUUUGUGCUUUGAGGCUCCCUCAGCGGACACGGUGCCUGCUGCCAUCAGGAGCCAGCUCCGCAUUAAAUCUCUCCUUCAGCAGCUGCCCCCGCAGGACUGCAAUGACAGGUACUGCCCUGGCCUUGGGGAGGAGGAGAGGAGACAACUGCAAGCGUUCAGUGCCCGUCGCAGGCAGGAGUCACUGGGGCAGGGAUUUGCAUGCCUUGUGCCCUCUGCCUGCCUUUGUGAAAAGUGCGGCAGGAGGUUGAACACAGGGGACCUGGGGGUUUUUGCAUCCAGGCUGGGGGACCGGUCCUGCUGGCAUCCCUCCUGCUUUGUCUGCCACUCCUGCCACCAGCCUCUGGUUGACCUGAUCUACUUCCACCAGGACGGGAAGAUCUACUGUGGCCGACACCACGCGGAGUUCUUCCGGCCACGCUGCGCCGCAUGCGAUCAGCUGAUCUUCACAGAUGAGUGCACGGAGGCAGAGGGCAGGCGCUGGCACACGGAGCACUUCUGCUGCCUAGAGUGUGACCUGCCUCUUGGGGGGCAGAGGUACGUCAUGAAGGGCGGCAGACCCUGCUGCUGCAGCUGCUUCGAGAGCCUCUACGCGGAGCUCUGCCAGGCCUGUGGCGAGCUCAUCGGUGUCGACAGCGAGCAGGCUACUCACCAAGGCCGGCACUGGCACGCCCGGGCCUCUUGCUUCUGCUGCAGCCUCUGCCAGAAACCGCUGCUAGGACAGCCGGUCACGUCCCAUCACAGCCUCCUCUACUGCUCCGAGGCCUGCAGCUUGGAGAAGGCGGCAGCAUCCUCCACAGCCUCGGACUCGUCCGACUCUGCCUUCGUCUCGGCUCCGUCUCCUGACUCGACGCCCAUCUCCAGGGCCAGCAGUGAGGGCGGCAGGAAUGCCCCGAGGCCAGGGAGCACCCCUCCAGCUCCAACAAUGGGUGGCGAUUCUUGUCAACAGAAGGCGGAGGAGAUGGAGGACUCCCCUGAUCAAGCCUCCACGUGCCCCGCAUUCAGAAGCCAGGAUGGCCACGGGACAGCAUUUAAGGAGAGGAGUAAGGGAACUCCCUACCCCAGUGCGCUGGCACAAGCAGCUGUCGCUCCCCCGGGGCAGGAACAAUCCUCCACCACCCUGCCCAGUGAACUGGGUUUGAAUGGACCUGGGGCCUUGGGCGACCAGCUCCCAGGGAGGCUCAGGCCUCAGCCAGGCGGUGGAGCCCCGCACUUUAGAAUCGGUUCAUCCACCGACCCCAGUAUGGCUGCACGACAAAGCCCGGUCCCAUCACUCACUGACACCUGCCCACUGGACGUCAUGGAGGAAGAAGAUUCCUGGUGCCCGACCUGCUCUUCCUCCUCAGACUCGGAGCAAGAGGGCUUCUUCUUUGGGAAACCGAUCCCGAAGGCUGGGCCAGCCCUCCCUGGCAGGGAGCAGAGUGGCCCUGGCAGGGCGGCAGGAAGGAGCAAGCACUUGGCCAGGCUGCGAGGAAGCCGCAAACACUGCAGCAUUUCCUAGCAGGGGGAAGGCUGGGCAAAGAGCAAGGGGUCCCCAGGCAGCAUGGAAAGGACAGAAAGGGGGUGGACGGCGGGAGGAAGAACUCAUUACUUAGCCAAGUGUAUUUAACCAGAGGGUCCCCCCCCAGCAGACAAGUCAGGGACGAGAAGUAGCCCCAUGAUGAAGAACAGGUACAGCAAGCGGGGAGGGGAAGGCAGACAGCCCUCGGAGGGCACAGACAUCCCUUCUCUUACCUCACACCCAGACAUGGGGAAAGACAAACCAGCCAGCCCUGUUUGUUCUCCAGAGCCCGUUUUACUGUGAAACUCAGGGAGGGGUUGUUUACACAGCAAGGCUGCCUACAAUCCAAAUCUCUCCACUGCCCCAUCCUAGGUUUUUGCAAGCACUGGAGAGCUCAGAGGGGCAGGACACAGGCUGCAGUUUGGCUGCUCCACCAAAGGGGAACUCUUGCUCUCAGGACCUCCCUGCUGAGAAUCCCGUUCUGACGGAGUGGCCUGGCCCUUUCGCCAGUCCACCGGGACCGAUCGAAGAUGGACACCGGAUCCUUCAGCUCAGGGCUGGGUGCAGCUUUCUCAUCCGCAGUGAAAGCUCUGAAGGAGGAUGACUGGACUUUGGAGAGGGAAGGAGGGUUUUGAAAUCCCAGAACCAAACUGUAAGCAGCGAAGCGCCCCCAGGCCGUAGGUGGUGGGGGGCAGACUGUGAAUGUGCCAGGGGAUUCCAGAGAUCAGUUCCUAAGCUUCACCAAUAAAGCUCAACAUGGACCUGAAAGGGGUUGGUGUGUGGAUAAGAGAAGCAGGUCCCGGGUGGGACAUGCUCUGCCACCUGCCUGACUGCUUCCUGCAGGAGGAAGAAGGAAAGGGCCUCAUUGCAUUACAGGGCAUCCAGUCGCUGCCCAAGGCAAAGCAAGGCCUUCCACUCAGGGUCUGUCUACACUACAGCUGCUGUAGUAGGCUCCAGAUGUAGCA